CAUUUGCACAAUAGAACACGCAUUCCAUGGUGAACAUGGAGUUUCUAGCAGACUAUGGCGAAGACGCUGAGAAUUCCAGCAACAGUCUAACUGAGAAGAAAGGAGAGACAUCAAACAUGACUUGCGAUCAAGACUCCUUGUUUGGCUGUGGCAUCAUCCUGAAAAAGAAGUGGAGUCGUAAAAACAACUCAAUCCAGUCUGCAGGCAGAAUGGGACUCCUUUGAGAAAAUGAUUGGAGGGGGGAAUAGUCAGGACACUGUUUCUGCCCUUGGAGCGACAGCUGUGGACCCAGCCAGUUUUCUCCAGAGUGGUGUCAUUGCCUACCCAGGGGUUGGCAAACCAAGGACAAGGAGCUUCACUGAGAGCAGUGGUGAUGAACCAAAAUCAGCUGAUUUAAAGUUGCACUCAGAUACAGCAAACAAGAUAACAUUCUCCUUUGAAGAGGUCCCGGAAAUGGGUUUGCCGUCAGAGGUUGUGCGAGCCUCUAGAUCCAGAUCUAGGUCAUCAUCAGCAUCUUCAAGGUCUUCAAGUGCAACUUCCAGGUCAUCAUCUGCCUCUUCAGUGGAUAGGAAGAAAGAUGAAACAAAGGUCACACCAGCUCCAGCAGAGCCAUCCAGGUCAUCAACAAGUCCUAAAAAGAGAAGUUCAAGGUCAAAAUCAAGGUCACCAUCUUCCGGGAGAAAGAGAAAAUCACAUUCAAGGUCGAGAUCAAGGUCGAGAUCAAGGUCAAGAUCUAAAGGAAGGAAACCCAGAUCUCGCCAUUCUCCUGGAAGAAAGGAUCGAAGCUCAUCUAAAUCCAGGAGGCGUAGACAUGGACGUUCAAAAUCACAUGAUCGUCACAGACGACAUCGUAGACAUGGUUCUAAAGAACGAAGGAGUCUCAGCAGGGACAAAAGCAGGCGUAGAAAAAGGAGGAGGAGCCAUAGCAGAGACAGGAAGAAGAGAAGCAGUCACCAUCGUAGAGGUAGCCACAGUCGGUCAAGAGGCAGGCGCAGGAGAAGUAAAGGACGCAAGUCUCGCAGUCGGAGUCGCAGCAGAGACAGACAUCAUCAUAGCAGAAGUAGAGACCGACAUAAUCGUAGUCGAAGUGAUAGUAGGGAUCGACACAAACGAAGUCGGAGUCACAGUAGAGAACGACCAGCAAGGUCAGGAGAACUUGCAUCAACUAUCAGCAGCAGUAGUAGUGGGUAUGGCCACAAAGAUAAACCAAUGACUUUCAAAGAGCAAAUGAGACAACAACUUCUCAAAGCUAGCAAGAUAUUGAAAAAUGGAGAUGCCAAGGAUAAUGAAUUACCAGAAAUUACAAUGGAGAAGCCAGGUCCUAUGAAUCAAACAAACAUCCUGAAGGCAAUGGCUGCAUCUGUCAACUCGGCUACAGCAUCCGGUGUAACUCCACAGAUGGCUUUGUUACAGACUAUGGCUGCCAUGCACCAAAAGGCUCAAGAGUUGACUGGUGUGACUGUUCCCAAGUAUUACAAUCCUGCAGCAGUGAACCCAUUGAAGUAUGCAGAACAGGUUCAGAAAAGGAAACUUCUCUGGGCGAAAAACAAGGAUUCAAAAGAUUGUAAAGAGGAGGCAGCAAUAACACCAACAGAAGGGGAGAUACCAGCCACAUCAGCUCACAAGGGCAAUGAAUGGCAGAAAACAUCCUUUGCAGCUGACCAGGAUGGUAAAAUGGCUGCAAAAUUCAGAAAGCUCAUGGGAAUGAAAGAAGGAGAUAGUGAUGAGGGCACAUCAGCCGAUUUAUCUGAGGAACAACAGAGGAAACAGCAAGAACUUUUCUCUAGAUUAGACAAAGAAUAUGAAUUUGCUCGUAUGUCGACACAUACACAUCGAGGUGUUGGACUAGGGUUUGCUUCACAACUAAACCCAAAUUCUGGUGGCCCAUAGCUAUAUAGUGGUAUGGUGAAGGACAUUUGCAAGUGAUGGUGAAUGUUUAUGGUAUGUGCGAGAAAUAAAAUGAGUGUGUUUGUGAGAUAUAUCUGCUUUAAUGUGCCAAGUAUGUUUUUUGUUUACCUGCAUUCCGAGAGUUAUUUAUAAAUGUGAACAAGAAUUUUUAAGAUGAUCAUUAUUCAUGAAAAAAUGAUUUGGUGAUUGAGAGUAAGAAUGAGCAGGUAUUUUGAUUAUCCACUUAUAAAUUCGAAGAAAAUGCUGAGGAGUGCUUUUAUGUGCAUGGUUAGGUUAUUUCCAUUAUUCAGAUGCUAGAAAGUGCUGUAGACAUUUUUUAUGUAAAAAUCUUUCGCCUCUAAAUCUGUUUUCUGUGUAAACAUAACUUGCCAUUUGGACCUCCUAUCUGAACUGUUUUAAGUUUCUGCAUGCGAUUGAUGUCACUUGGUUUUACAUGGAAUUUAACCUUCAAGUGUUAAAAUCUAAAUCAUAACGUUCAACUAGCAUCACACUUAUUUUUGAUGGUAAUAAAACUACAUGUAUGUCUCCUAAUGGUCAUAUUAACACAAAAAGGAGCUUUGAAUGUCAUAAAUGAUAGAAUUGGCUCCAUGUACCGAGAGUGUCCCAAAUCUGAACUAUAAAAGUGUGCCUAGCUACAAUAUAAUUCUACUUGAAUACCAUUCGGCGCGGUGCAUCAGUAACUUUUUGUCGUGACGUGGUAUUUUCUGCUGGUUAAGUUUUAAAUGGAUUGGCUAAGCGUCGGUUACACUGCUAGAGGUACCUAGUAGAAUUUUUAACUUGCACUGUUUAAAAAUAUUACUAUCUAAAUAUAAAGCUGCAGAGAAUUGUUUGUCUAUCUGUAAAUACCAUAAAAUAUUAAGUACUGAACUAGUGAUGUAGAGUAAGAUAACAAUACUGCAAUUGGUGUCCAGAUGCUACACAUGAUGAAAGUUUGACCUUGCAGAAAUAUAUUGUAAACAGAAACAUGUAUUAAAAUACACAUUUCCACCAUCUUCUGUGUGAUGUCAUCAUUUGCUGCAUGCAAAAACCAAAAUUGGACCAGACAUGAUCUGAUUUUGAAAUUGUUAUAGUUUAAUAACGUGGUACUAAGUGGAUGUUAUUUUAAAAUGUAAUCUGUCAAAAUAUGAAAGACAAUUGAAAAACAUAAAUUCUGAAGGUAAUUCCAUUUUCACAAUUUGUACAUCAUUCAUUUCCAGUUGUUCAAGUACAUAUUCUUCAUGUACUUCGAUUUUUAUGAAGUUAUAAAUAGAUUUUGUGUUUUUCAUUUAAGUGUGAUGUUCAUGUCUACAUAUUUCUUUUGUGUAUUGUAAAUGAUCAUGAUUUUCAACUAACAUUUUGAAUGUAACUCGUAAUGAUUGUUUACUAAUACUUGUAGAGUAUUUGUUUAAGACUAAAACUGAUGUUUGUCCUUCAUUGGACAGCUUGAGUAUAUGCAAUCAGAAAUAAUAAACUAUUAGUUGAUUAUAAA
Molecule: messenger RNA, 3376 nt
Organism: Mizuhopecten yessoensis (Yesso scallop)
Lineage: Eukaryota; Metazoa; Mollusca; Bivalvia; Pectinida; Pectinidae
Product: arginine/serine-rich coiled-coil protein 2-like
Exons: 9
Coding region: 229-1890 (553 amino acids)
Source: RefSeq, a predicted model, not a curated record